AUGGACAUUUUGUCCUAUACCUUUGGAGGAAACAAUUGGAUUUCAGAACCACUACAGGAGCUACCAAUACCAUUUUAUGAUGGUUUCUCAAACUAUAUGCAUGGUUGCCAUCCACCAAUGCCACAUGUAUGGUUACCACUAUUUGUCCCUUGUCGUGAUGCCAAUUCAUCUACAUGGACUACUCAGGUUGAAAGUUUGUCUACGUCCACUAUUCUUGAUACCGUUGAAUCCAAAGAUGACGAUGAGUCUGGGACACAGAUGAUGAACUUAAAAGAGUUUUUUUAUCAGUUCAAUAAUGCAUUGAGGAAGAAGAUUGAGAAUGAAAAUGGGGUGAACUUCCAGUCAUUCAACUUUAGAAUCCCAGUAGUAACUGUCUCUCCAUUCGAGAAGAUAUUUCAGGAGUUGUACACAAACUCUAAAUUUAGAGAAGUUCAACAAGAAGUAAUGGGGAUUGUUGGUUGUCUUCCAAUUCUACAACAAAAUAAUGGUGUAAUUGCAACGUACUAUGUAGAAGAUAAAAUACAUGUUGAUGAUUUCAUCAAAGAGGUUACCCAUUUUGUGUACUUUAAUGAGGCUGAGUGUGAGGUGAAAUGUCCAUGCAGAUUGUUUGAGAUGAGAGGUAUAUUGUGUAGACAUGUAUUUGGCACUCUAAAGAUUAAUCGAGUUCGUAUGCUGUCCGAGAAGUAUAUAUUGGACCGAUGGAGAAAGGACAUAAAAAGAAAGUACACCCUAAUAAGUAGUAGUUAUGACAUAGCUGAUGCGAAGCCAGACAUGAGUAGAUAUUCAUGUAUAAUGAAGAUAUGUGGUGACAUCGCAAGUAAUGCAGCUUCACAUGAUGAACAUCAUGAGGAUAUGAUUGACAAGUUGCAUGCAAUGAACAAGGUAAAUGCAGACCACAUAUCUGAGGAGAGCUUCCAUAAUGGAGAAAGCGUGCAAACCCAAGAUGAGAAAGGCUACGCAAAAGGAAAAACGUAG
Messenger RNA from Juglans microcarpa x Juglans regia, 975 nucleotides. RefSeq names its product protein FAR-RED ELONGATED HYPOCOTYL 3-like. The record is from RefSeq and is a predicted model, not a curated record. The transcript is spliced from 4 exons. Bases 1 to 975 code for a protein of 324 amino acids. Gene Ontology annotation, molecular function: zinc ion binding. Lineage: Eukaryota; Viridiplantae; Streptophyta; Magnoliopsida; Fagales; Juglandaceae.